Messenger RNA from Phascolarctos cinereus (koala), 3765 nucleotides. RefSeq names its product GPALPP motifs containing 1 (gene GPALPP1). The record is from RefSeq and is a predicted model, not a curated record. NCBI's taxonomy places the organism in Eukaryota, Metazoa, Chordata, Mammalia, Diprotodontia, Phascolarctidae.
CUCUCUCCGGAGUUUUCCCCUGACUGGGAGACCAAGAGGGGUCCUGCGCGUGCGUGUUGUGAGAGGUCUGUGUGUGUUCUGCUGCCUGGCCAGGGAGUCUAGGCUGUGCUCGGGUCGCGAUGGCCAGGGACCUGAUCGGCCCCGCGCUGCCCCCGGGCUUCAACGCCCGAGGGACUGCGGAGGAAGAGCCGGACCUGAGUCCUGUUGCAGGACCAGCACUGCCUCCCAACUAUAAGAGCAGUAGUUCAGACUCAUCAUCCAGUGAUGAAGACAGUGAUUCUCCUUUGCCACACCAAGGAGGAAAGGAAGAUUCUGAAGAGGAAUGUGACGCUGGUCCAACCCCAAGAAAACAGAGAAGAAAUCAAAAUGAAGAAGAUGAUGAUGACGAUGAUGAUGGCUUUUUUGGGCCAGCUCUUCCUCCUGGAUUUAAAAAACAGGAUGAUUCUCCACAGAGGCCAAUUAUUGGUCCUGCAUUGCCACCUGGUUUUAAUAACCGAGCACAAAAGGCUGGGGAAAACAGAGAUGACCUAGGAGAACCAGCGUCAUCAUCUUUCAACUCUGAGGGAACUGAGAGUAGUGAAGAUGAAGAGGCCAUCAUUGGACCAAUGCCUACAAAAGGACCAGUUGAUUAUAGUGUAACUAAAGAAUUUGAAUGGAGAGCUCAAAGAAUGAAAGAAAAACUCACCAAAGGAGAUGAUGAUGGGUCCAGACCAGUUACAAGGGAAUCAUGGAUGACCGAGCUCCCUCCAGAACUGAAAGGUUUUGGUCUUGGCCCAAGAACUUUCAAGAGAAGAGCUGAUGACAAAUCUGGCGAUCGAUCGGUUUGGACGGAUACUCCGGCCGACAAAGAAAGAAAAGCUAAGGAGGCACAGGAAGCAAAGAAGCAAACGGGUAAGAGUGAGGAGGACCGUGUAUUAUCAGGAAGGGAUAAGAGAUUGGCUGAGCAGGUGUCUUCAUACAAUGAUUCAAAAAGAUCAGAAUCUCUUAUGGACAUACAUCACAAAAAAUUAAAGAACAAGACAACUGAAGAAAAAAAUAAGCCCCAAGAGAGAAGGCCAUUUGACCGCGAUCAGGAUCUCAAAGUCAACCGUUUUGAUGAAGCCCAGAAGAAAGCUCUGAUUAAGAAAUCUAGAGAACUAAACAGCCGCUUUUCACAUGGCAAAGGCAACAUGUUUUUAUGAUAUGGCUAAAUCCCCUGAAUAAGAGAAACGUAAAUGGGAAAUUCAUGCAACCUUUAAUUUCAGCUGCCCAAAUGAAGGUAUUAAGAUAACUUACCAAUGCUUUAAACAUUUCUCCUUACUAUGUUAGACAUAAAACUCUAAUUUCAGAUGCAAAUUCCAUUACCCAUAUUCUUAAACAAAUUAAUCAUGUUUGUUCCACUGCUUCUUUGUUCUGGUUUGGAAAAGGCAUAUGGGGCUAACAUCAGUAAUGGGAAAAUUAAUUUUUAUUGAAAACUCCAUUUCAGCUUUUCACUACCUUAUAUAAAUGGAAUGAACUGUUAGGUCACAUCAUCACACAAAUGGCUCGCGCUCUCUCUCUCUCUGUCUCUGUCUCUCUCUCUCUCUCUCUCUCUCUCUCUAGUGUUGUCUUUCUUAAUACUGACAAAUGUAAAUAGUAGCUCACUAAAGACGAAUUACCACUUUCUAAAACAGAGUGAACAAGCAGUUUCACUGAAAUGUCACUAAUCAAAGAUUAACUUCACUUUGGGGGAAAAAAAAGUCAACUGGACAAAGAUGCAGAGUACAACAUUUUCUUCUCUCCGUCUUCUAGAACACAGAGGCUUCCUUGGUCUCCUUUUACUUUUGUCUUUAAAAAUAUUUCACCAAGAUAAGCCACAAAUAUUUUUGAUAGAGUCUUUAUGUACAGCUGCCUUUUUUCAGGAAUUCUGAAGAAGAUCUUCAUGAAAUUUUAAAGCUUUAUUAUUGUUUGAAACGAAAAUUUUAUCUUUGGCUUUUUUGUUACUUCUUUUAUGGGCAUAUUCUUUACUGGCAGGAAAACUGAGUUCUAAGUUAAGAAUCAAAGAUUCUCCGCCCUGCUGUUAGCCCACUGAGUCAUUCAACUUUUCUUUUGUGAAACUUUGCUUAUUAAACAUAGAUUUACUAUGAUUAGUAAAAUAUUUUAGAUUUUAAGGGAUAUUUCUGCACAAAGCUCUUUCUUACAGUUACCAUUCUUCUCUUCGUGCUGGGGAGCACUUGUCACCUGCCCCAGGUCCAAAGGGAGGCUGUGCUUCCUACAUUUAUGUGUUUUGAAGUGCUCACUUACCUUGACACGCUAGAUCCAGCAAGUUGUUCUGUACCACCUUUAAUGACAGUGUAAGAAGCAUAGCAGCAACUGCCAGACUUGAGCUUUCAGAGGUCUGUGGUUUCCUCAGGGUUAGUACUCCUGCCACUAAGGCUGAUGGCUGUUCUUCUGGUCUUUGAGACUGGUCUUCUGUUUUAGAAAGUGGUAAUUCGUCUUUAGUGAGCUACUAUUUACAUUUGUCAGUAUUAAGAAAGACAACACUAGAGAGAGAGACAGAGAGAGAGAGAGAAAGCGCGAGCCAUUUGUGUGAUGAUGUGGUCAGCCAGGUGUGUAGCCAGCAUCCCUAAACUUAGCCAAACUGGUCCUGCUAUAGAAGCUGCACUGACUGUUGCCAGAAGCCCAGAAAAUGAAUGGAUAGAUGCAGAGAAGGACAGCGUUCUUCCUGUUGUUCAGUCCUGCAGAAGGCUUAUUGAAAUCCAGUCUCUGAUCAGAGAUUUGGGCUUACCUGCACACUAAAAGUUAAGUUUAGGGGACUUUCAACCGAAAAAGAGCCUUGAUUAAUGAAAUGUAUAGGAAGUAUUUUAAUAUUCUUUCCUGUCGAGCUUAGCAUUUCACAUUGUCCCAGGGAACAUUUAACAUUGUCCAUAAAGCCAUCCCUUUAAAUUGUGGGAAAAGCUGAUAAGUCAUAUCGAUUCAGAUAUUCAUCAUGGUAUCUAGGAUAUAGGUAAGUAAAGGGUUGUAUGUGUACAAAAUUUUUCUGGACUAAAAAGUAUAUGAUGUAGAUAUAGAUAAUAAUGCCGUUUUUGCUAGACAAACCAAACCCUUGUGAGUUUUAUGCUUGUACAUCUGGACUAGUCAUUGUCCUCCAGAUACCCUUCUCACUAAUAUUUUUGAUCAUUGUCUGGCUUUGACAAUUGUCAAAUAGUAGUGUUUUAGGUAUUGCUGUGUGGAUUUUGUGGAGAUUGUUGAUAGAAGUUCAUCUGUUAUUAAUACCAUAGGGCCUCAAAAUUCAUUAGACUUUCUGUAUGAGCCAUUUGACUGUAAAAAUGUUGCAGCAUUAAUAUACAAUCUAUCUUUUUUUUUGAACAAAGCUGCUAGUUGUCACGAAUAACACUUAUUUAAGAGUAUUAACACUUAUUUAACAGUAUUUAAGAAUCUAGGGCCUUGGAAGAUGGACUGUACAGAAACCAAAGACUGAUUUUCAAGAUACUGUUAUCUCUUCUCCUUUUGUGUGUUUGGGGCAUUCCUACAUUUUGCUAGAAGAAAUACUCUCCUUUGAGGCAUUCCUAAUAAGAGUCAUCAUGGAGGAAAAGGACAUCUUGCCCACUGAACAGAAACAAAUUUGUGGAGUUUCUACUCCAGUUCAUCAGUUUAUUUGAACUUGCAUUUGAUGCCGUCAAGGGAUUUAAACUCAAGUCACAAGAGAUUGUUUCCUUCUGCGGGAAAGGUGGCUUGUUUUUUUUGUUUUGGUUUGGUUUUUUUGGUGAGGCAGUUGGGGUUAAGUGACUUGCCCAGAGUCACACA